CCCAUUCGUAUCCUCGUCACAACACACGCUCCUUUCUUUAUAAUUGCUAUUUCAACAAAACCCUAACUUCAAACCUUCGCUUCUCCUCUCAUCACUUCGGCAGUCACAGAAUCCUCGUAGCCGAAAAUGCCUUUCAAGAGGUACGUUGAGAUUGGAAGGGUUGCUCAGAUCAACUACGGCAAAGAGUAUGGGAGGCUAGUGGUCAUUGUCGACGUCAUUGACCAGAACAGAGCUCUUGUGGACGCUCCCGAUAUGGUGAGGUCCCAAGUGAACUUCAAGAGGCUGUCACUCACUGACAUUAAGAUUGAUAUCAAGAGGGUCCCAAAGAAGAAGGAUCUCAUUCAAGCCAUGGAGGCUGCUGAUGUUAAGAACAGGUGGGAGAAAAGUUCAUGGGGCAGAAAACUGAUUGUGCAGAAGAGAAGAGCAUCCCUCAAUGACUUUGACAGGUUUAAGAUUAUGUUGGCAAAGAUCAAGAGGGCAGGAGUUGUUAGGCAAGAGCUUGCUAAGCUGAAAAAGACUGCUUAGGCCUCUAAUUUCAUGUGCAAUUUCCAAAUUUUGUUAUGAAUUUCUUUCGAUUAGUUUACUUUUGUUACAUGAGUUUUUAUUAUGUAUCAUUGACAGAUUUCCUAGAAAUGUUUAUUUUGAGAUCUUGUGUUACUAGUGGAUUGAUGCCAGUUCUCCCAAUCUCAUUGUUACAAUAUUUGGUUUGCCUCUUUUGGCCUUUUGUUUGCACUUUGAUUAUUGGUUUUCUGACAA
Vigna unguiculata (cowpea) is the source of this 756-nucleotide messenger RNA. RefSeq names its product large ribosomal subunit protein eL14-like. The record is from RefSeq and is a predicted model, not a curated record. Gene Ontology annotation, molecular function: structural constituent of ribosome; RNA binding. Gene Ontology annotation, biological process: ribosomal large subunit biogenesis; translation. Lineage: Eukaryota; Viridiplantae; Streptophyta; Magnoliopsida; Fabales; Fabaceae. Gene Ontology annotation, cellular component: ribosome; cytosolic large ribosomal subunit.